AUGAGUUAAGUAUCAUAAAGAUAAAGAAGUCCAUCUCCUUAAUCUCCAGAAAAAGUAGCUUAAAGAGAAAAGGCAGCAUAAGCAAUGAAAAGACGUAAUCAAACAUAACCUAGCUUUUUUGAAAAAUAUGCAUAUCAUUUGGUAAUAGGUGCAUUUGGAUUUGUGUGUGUUUAUGCAUUAUUUUCAAUUUUAACCCGAUCAAGUAAAAAGUUGACAACAGCACCUGUAAUUGAUGAAGAAGAAAUUGCUAGUCAUAAUUAAUUAGGAUCUUAUUUAUAAGGAUCAAAUGAUUUUUUUAAAGAUUGGAAAUUUAGUGAUGCUAAAUUCAUCUUUAAUAAUCAUUUAACAUUUAAAGGAAAGAUUCCAUAAUGUCCAGAGAGUGGAGUAAUAAUUCCAGAAAGCUACAAUUUUAGAGAUGCUUAACCUGAAUGUGCUUAACCAAUAUAUAAUUAAGGUAAUAUAUAGAUUAAUUAAAUAGGAAAUUGUUCAUCAAGUUAUUCUAUUGCUGCUGUUUCAGCUACUAGUGAUAGAUUAUGUAAAGUUAGAAAUGGUGAAUUUUAAGAUUAAUUGUCUCCCUAAUCUCCCAUCUCUUGUGAUAAUAAGAAUUACAGAUGUGGAGGAGGAAGUGUUACUAGAGUUUUAGAAGUUGGUAAAAAAUAAGGAUUUGUUACAACUUCUUGUUUACCAUAUUCUGGAACUGAAGAUGCUAAAGAUAAUUGUGAUGCUCUCUUUACUAAUUGUGAAAAAUAUAAGAUAUAAGAUUAUUGUGUUAUCUCUAGUGAAGAAAACAUUAAGAGAGAAAUCUUAAAUAAUGGACCUGUUAUAGCAGUUAUUUAAGUAUUCAAAGACUUCCUUGUUUAUAAAGGAGGUAUCUAUGAAGUUGUUGAAGGAAGUUCUAAGUAUUUAUACUUUUCAUUAUUUAGAUUCUAAUAUGGACAUGCAGUUAAAGUAAUUGGUUGGGGUAAGUAAGAUGGAGUUAAUUAUUGGGUUAUUGAAAAUUCAUGGGGAGAUUCUUGGGGUCUCAAAGGUUUGGCUUAUGUUGCUCUAGGUAUUUCAAUCUUAUUUAUUUCUAGGUUAAAACUAAUUGCAAUUAGAAGCAUAUUCUGUAGCACCUAUUGUGUCAGUUCAAUCUGAUAAGGCUGAAUGAGUUUAUCUUAUUUUUGAAAUUAUAUUGGUUUACC
Messenger RNA from Paramecium sonneborni, 1181 nucleotides. The record is from the annotation of a GenBank genome assembly. Lineage: Eukaryota; Ciliophora; Oligohymenophorea; Peniculida; Parameciidae.